AGCGCGUGCAUGUGUGCGCGCGCGCGCGACCGAGCAAUUCCUUCGUGCAUCCUUCUUCUUUCCCUCGCUGGUAUUACCGGCGAGUAAAAAAAGACAAGAAGCUGAGGUGACAAACGGACGUACUCGCGCGUGUACGACAUGUCGGAGCAUCACCGCGUAGCAGCCGGUGGCUGGGGCACGGCGAGCCCGGCAAACCGAGAGGAUGCCAGCGGCGGUGCCGCCUGGUGGCCCUCGGGCCUCAACACUGUCUCAACCGAUCAACAACAGCAGCAACAACAAAAUCUACAUCAACACCUGAUGAACCAGCAGCAGCAACAGCAGCAGCAACUCGCUCAACAGCAACAGCAACCGCAACACCAUCCGGACAUCGUCCGAAGUACCGCCGCCGCCGCCGCCAGCCAGCAGCUCUUCUCCUACAAAAUGGCCUCCAGCUUCCAGAACCCGGCCACCACCGGCACGCAGUCGUCGAGUCCGGUGUCGACGUCCACGCCGGUCUCCGCGCAAUGCAUGAGGGGCAGUUACGAUUACAGGCUCGGCACGGGUCCUGGACAAGGCGGCGGCGGCGGUGGUGGAGGUGGCGGCGGUGGCGGUGCUGGCGGCGGCGGUGGCGUGCCUGCCGGCACACCUUCCGCACCGCCGCCCGGCGUGCAGUGGUGGUAUUCAGGUGGAGUUAUGGACGCCGGACAGAACAACCUGCACCAGCAGUUGCAGAGUCAGCAACAGCAGCAACAACAGCAGCAACAACAGCAGCAACACCUCUCACCCAUUACCACGCAAACGUCCACGCCCCCCGUAAUGUCCCCGCACCAAAUACAGCAGCUACCGCAAAAUAAUCUUCAACAAAAUAACGCUCAGAGUCUGCAGCGGGACAAUAUGCCGAGAGGAAAAGAUUCGAAGCCAAGGGGACGGAUGACAGCAUAUGCGUUCUUCGUCCAGACGUGUCGUCAGGAGCAUAAAAAGAAGCAUCCUGAGGAGAAGAUCGUUUUCCGAGAGUUUUCCAAAAAGUGUGCAAUGAGAUGGAAGACCAUGUCAGACAAAGAGAAGAAACGUUUCCAUGAAAUGGCAGAGAAAGAUAAGAAGAGAUACGACGCAGAGAUGCAAAACUAUACGCCGCCUAAGGGAGAGAAUAAAGGCAGGGGCAAGAAACGCAAACACAUCAAGGAUCACAAUGCUCCCAAGAGAUCGCUAUCCGCCUUUUUCUGGUUCUGCAAUGAUGAACGUGGCAAAGUUAAGAUGCUAAAUCCCGAGUACGGCGUGGGCGAUAUAGCUAAAGAAUUAGGCAAGAAAUGGUCAGAUGCAGAUCCUGAAACCAAAUCUAAAUACGAGGCUAUGGCGGAGAAGGACAAGGCUCGAUAUGAGAGGGAAAUGACCGCGUACAAAAAAAAAAUGCAGGACGGCGCCCCGGUGGUGGGCGGUGCGCCGGCAAAUACUGUAAAAAGCGACAGCGAAGAGGAAUGGAAGGAAGACGACGAAUAGCGGAUGCACGUCGAAAUUUCAUCUAUCACCCCGUGUCCUUCAUCCUGAAAGCAUACCUCACCUACUGUACGUACCAUUGACCUUAGCGUGAGCGUACUUACACCACUAGGAGAACAAAAUAACUAACCACCAAUUCAACCUUACCUACCUUAUCAACCUACCACAAUCUACCAACCAACUACUUACCUACCUACCCAAAACCAAACAACCAACCAUAACCAACGAACCACAUCAACCAACCAAGCCUCCUUUCUCCUAAUCCUACCCUGAUUAUUUACGAUAAUAAUAAAAAAGGUACCCCGCGCGAUUUAUGAUAAUUAUUUUAAAAAAAGAAAAAUAUUGUAUGUGUGAGAGUGCCGCCGCGCGUGCGCGAGUUUGAGCGAGAGGCGAGAGGAUUGUGUGAGUGACAUUUGUACUUUAAAACAUUAUUGAUAGUAAAAAAAUGAUGUAAAGUGGCUAGUAGGAUAGAAGUCGGAAGAAGAAAGAAAGAAAGAAAAAGGAAAAAAAAAGGAAUAUGAAGAAAGGUCGCGGAGAGGAUGAAGAAUGAUAUAUUGCGCCCGCUCUUUCUUUCUGUUCCGUGUGAGAAAGGCGCAAAAAGGGCUCAAUCAUUGUUGACUUUCCGCUCUCUCUCUCUCUCUCUCCGACGCUGUUACUACAAGCUAGCUAAGGCUUAGUUUACCGCUAUUGACGAAACUUGACGAAGACGAUACAGUUUCUUCCGAGCGGCGUUUUAUUAGUGGAACCCGCUGAGAAUUCAUUUUAAUUUUGAUUUAUCGAAUUUUGUUCUCUCAAUACCCCGUACAAGAGAUACAAAUUUUUUCUGAAUAUCAGUAAAUGUAUCAAUAUAUAGUUUAAACGAUGUAUUAUUAUAGUUACAGCAAUACUAUAAUAAUACAUUUAUAUAUGUUGAUAUAUUUAUAAAUAUACAUGGGUAUAUUAUUGUUACGUGCAAGCGCAUUUCCAACGGUGCGAUAUGUAUUAAUAUGCAAAAGCUUUCAUGUGCUAUCGGCGCAUCGAUAUGUUCAGCUUUUGUACUCAAUUGUACUUGGAUUGUAAAAAAAAAUGUUUGAGCGAAAAAGCAAGAUAUAUACAGUGAAAAAUAAUAUAUUUUGAAUAAUAUGUUUAAUUUUUAAUUAAUUCGUCGCUGGUCGUCUUCGUUGUGACACACAUACACAAACUCACAUAUACACAGAUUAUUAUUGUAUAUCCUUGUACAGAGAGCUUUGUCUUUCCUUUCGUACUUUUUAGCGAAUUUGAUCGUGUUGAGCGCGCGUGCCGGGGGCAUGGGGCUGCUUUUUACGUAUGCAAUGAUGUGCGAAUGUAAUUUGUUUCUCGGGUACACGCACGUCGUAGUAAUAAUACUGUAAGUACAUUUAGUAUAAUUAUUAUAAGUGUACGUGUAUUUUCGACGCGGAUUUCUGGAUUUUCCUAUGACUCUCUUAAAGCUUUUUCUUUAGCGUGCGACUAUAUAACUUUUGUUUUUCUGAUCAACACUUGUGUUAUUACGAGCUGUACGAGCCACGUGAUUGAGCCUUAUUACUGAUAGCUGAUAAGCGAUCGCUCGAAUCGAGUCGAGAGAACUGUGUACGAGAGAGAACGAGAGUGAAAGAGAGAGGGAGAGAAUGCGAGAGUGAAAGAGUGAGAGCAAGUGUGUGUGUGUGUAUGCAUGUGUGUAGCUCACAGCUUUUACUAAAUCAAAAUUAGCAAAGCCAUGGAGCAGAGCGAUAUCGCCGAGUUCUUGACACUGACAUGAAAUGACAACUGUUGUACUCACGAAAUUCAGAGGGAUUUCAUUCCUUCACGAUAGACUCACAUGCCAGACACAAGAUUACAGUGUCUAAUUAUAUGAUGUCAGAAAGCGACUGAAAGCACGCAAAUUAAUCCUGCGGUGUACGUCGAAAUAAAUUAAUUUUUCUUUUU
Messenger RNA from Harpegnathos saltator (Jerdon's jumping ant), 3396 nucleotides. Its product is annotated as high mobility group protein DSP1. NCBI's taxonomy places the organism in Eukaryota, Metazoa, Arthropoda, Insecta, Hymenoptera, Formicidae. The record is from RefSeq and is a predicted model, not a curated record. Bases 139 to 1476 code for a protein of 445 amino acids. The transcript has 5 exons.